AUGUUCGUUACUGCGAUUGCGCAGGGUGGCAGGUCCGCGUGGAAAGGCCCGUACUUCGUGGCCUUUUCGAACCUCAAGCACGCUCUCGAGAACAACAUCCCCAUCAGAACUCAGGCGAGAGCGUGCACCAUUCUGCCCAACUUCGUCGGGAUCCGGUUCCUCGUGCAUAACGGUAAGGAGUACCUCCCGGUGAACGUCACGCAGGACAUGGUCGGGCACAAGUUGGGCGAGUUUGCGAUCACCCGGAAAAGGUUCAGCUACAAGCACACGAAGAACAAGUAG
This is a messenger RNA of Epithele typhae, 282 nucleotides long. Its product is annotated as mitochondrial 30S ribosomal protein S19. Gene Ontology annotation, biological process: ribosomal small subunit assembly; translation. The record is from RefSeq and is a predicted model, not a curated record. NCBI's taxonomy places the organism in Eukaryota, Fungi, Basidiomycota, Agaricomycetes, Polyporales, Epitheliaceae. The transcript is spliced from 4 exons. Bases 1 to 282 code for a protein of 93 amino acids. Gene Ontology annotation, molecular function: RNA binding; structural constituent of ribosome. Gene Ontology annotation, cellular component: cytosolic small ribosomal subunit; ribosome.